UCUCUCUCUAACACUUCUCUCUCCCUCCUGCUCCAGCUAUGUGUCUCUGCUGUUGUAGCCAAAGUAGCUGGCUGCUGCUGAACCGAUCCACCGCAGUGCCUGGGACACAUUGAGUGGUGGAAGAGAGAGUGAGUGAGGGAUUUAGAGGAUGGGUCUUUAAGGGGCUUUAAGGGAAAACACACAGCAGAGAGAGAGAGAGAGAGAGAGAGAGAGAGAGAGAGAGAGAGAGAGAGAGAGACCAGAUCCCACCGAGCCUCCCUGGUGGUGUGUGAGGCUUUCUUGGCUACUGACGUGUGCGCACGACUCUCGUGGCAGGAUGAGUUCGUGCAGCAGCCGUGCGUUGACCAUCCUGUCCACGGUGUUCGGGGCCUGCGGGCUGCUGCUGGUGGGGGUGGCCGUGUCCACAGACUACUGGCUUAUCAUGGUGGAGGGCAUCAUCCUGCAGCAGAACCAGAGCAUGGAGGUGAAGAUGGCGCUACAUUCGGGCCUCUGGAGAGUUUGCUUCGUGGCUGGAGCAGAAAACGGAAGAUGUGUUGCGUCGGAGUACUUCACUGAACCCGAUAUAGAGAUCACCACUGAGAACACUGCAAACAUCCUCAAGAUGGUGCGGACGGCCACACCCUUCCCGAUGGUGUCUCUGCUCUUCGUCUUCACGGCCUUCGUCAUCAGUAACAUCGGACACAUCCGGCCUCAGCGCACCAUCCUGGCCUUUGUGUCGGGCAUCUUCUUCAUCCUCUCAGGCCUCAGUCUGGUGGUGGGCCUGGUGCUCUACAUCUCCAGCAUUAAUGAUGAGGUGAUGAACCGGCCCAGGGAGCCCGAGCAGUUCUUCAACUACCACUAUGGCUGGUCCUUCGCCUUCGCUGCCUCUUCCUUCUUACUCAAAGAGGGGGCCGGGGUGAUGUCAGUCUAUCUGUUUAUGAAGCGCUACGCCGAGGAAGAGAUGUACCGCCCCCACCCUGCGCUCUACCGCCCCCGCCUGUCGGAGAGCAGUGACUACAGCGGCCAGUUCCUCCACCCGGAGUCCUCCUGGCCUCCGCCGAAGCGGGGCCGCAGCACCUCCGAAGCCUCCAGCGACAUCUCCAUCCAGCUCAACCAGGCACCCCCGGUGCCACCCAAGGGCAGCCUCCAAGGCCAGGGCAGCCCACCUUCCGGGUCUUCCUCCGCGGGAAGCUACCAAAUGCCUCCACAGUCCGUUGGCUACCCCACGCACACCCUCACCAGGUCGCACGCCUCACACCCACAAGGCCAGGCUCUUCCCAUGGCCAUGCCUCCGUCGCCCGUACCUCCCCCUCACUAUCACACACACAUGCACAUGAGCGCCUCCCCCUGUUAGGAAGAGGAAGCAUUAGGGAAGGAAGGAGAGACACUGACUCCUCAUAAUCACUGUACAUUUAGAUGUGGAUAAAUGCUGAGCGUGGAGCGCAGAUCAUGUGAGAUGAAGUGGAGGGAGAGCGGUGAUCAAGCAUAAUAAAAUGUAGCUUUGGAACAACAAUGAACCAAGGACAAAGGAGGUGUUGGAGAUUGAAAAGGAAAGAUUUAACAUGAUUGUGGAGAAACUGUGAUGGACAGAGAAAAAUAAAAACAGGAGACCAGCGGAAAAGGAAAAGAGGAAUCCAGUUUGUCAUGAUGGAAAGAGGCAAAAACAGCGUUUCCUAGAAAGACUUUAGAGGUUAGGUUGAGUGACGGAGGAGAUACAGAGGAGGGAGAGGGAGGCAGGGAGAGCGAGGGGCUGCGGUAUAAUACCAAGAUACUGCAGUGCUGCAGGAAAUUUGUAUGCACUCGGAAAUGUACAAUGCAAAACACUGAUCACAAUGACUGAGGAUGCACAUAGUUUUAUACAUACAUAAUUCAUAAAAAUACUACGUACCUUCUUACUAUAAGGUAAAUGUGGUAAAAUAUAUUCUUGUCUUCUCUGAAUUUCUUACAUCAUCAAUCCAGUUUCAUAACUCACAAUGUCAAAGUAGUAUAAUUAAUAUUAUUAAUUAAAAAUGAAUAGUUAACAAUAGAGUAAUUCUCAAAAAUGAGAACACUGUAUGUGAAUGUUGGUAAUCUUUGUAAAAAAAAAAAAAAAAAACAGACUGAAGUGGAUGAUGUUCUGAAAUAUCAUGAGGAGAAAUCUACUUUAUGUUUUACAUAUUUGUUUAAAUUUAUAAACUUCUUGUACAUAAAAUUGCACAUGAGGACUUCUAUAUAGCUGUUGUAAAUUAUGAAUGAAGCUUUGGCACAAGUCACAUCAAGAAAAUGUCUGACUCAUUCUGCUUUGGAUGAAGAUCUGCAACAGGCGCACUACAACCAACGACGCACCCUCUGGAUGCAGCGCACGCUGGUCUGAAGGAGGAACCACCCGGCACUGAUACGGCGGUCUGAUGCCCUCUACUGGCCACUGCUCUUCACUGACCCUGGAUCAGAUCUGGGGCCCAGGUCACUUCCUUUUUCAUGCACUCUUCCUUCCUCACUGACCUGCACUGUGUGUCAGCUGAUGGAGCAGCACAGACGAGCUGGACUGAAGCUGUUGUGGUGAAUGUCAGUUGAACUGCACAUGGAUCAAGAUUUAUGCUUUAAAGACUGAUUAGAAGUAUUUUUUAAAAGCUUCAGUGCUGUUUAUAUAUCGAGAGAACUCACAUGAUGAAAGCAUUAGUUACAUUUGCACUUACUGCUCAAAGGACAAUACCACCCUUUGUGAAACGCAGGUCCUCAUUACAUACAUAGACAAAGUAGAGGCCGCUGUUUAUUCAAAUGUUUUCAGUGGCCAUUUGUGACAUCACGCCAAAGGCUUCUAAAGUAUCUGAAAAUGUAUUAAUGAAAACAUGACACUGAGCUAUCUUGUGUUUAGAGCUGCAAGUAAUGAUUAUUCUCAUCAUUCCCUAAUCAGCUGAUUAUUUUCUAGAUUUAUCAUUUUGUCUAUGAAAUGUCAGAAAGUAGUGAAAAAUUACAAUUGUAAUGGCCCACAGUGCAAGGUGAUUUAUUCAUAUAGCUUAUUUUAUUCUACCAACAGUACAAAACCAAAAGUUUUCAACCAUUUAUGAGAAAGAAAUGCAUCAAAUCCUCCAACAAGUGUUUGGCAUUUUGCUUUGAAAAUUAAUAAUCUAUUAUCACAAUAGUGUUGAUUUUUUUGUUUUGUUUUGAUGGACUAAUUGAUUUAUCUAGUAUGAGAAUUUGUGGAUGAUCCCACAGGGGUCAGAGUAGCACUCUUUCAACAUCCCAAUGCUGCGUAGCACAUUGUGGGACAUUUUAACCUACUUUGCCGUGCACUUGAACCAAAUACGGUUAUAUUGUGUUUUAUUUUGUAGUAAGUGAUAUAUUUUCAGAUGCUUUAGAACCUUAAGUUGCUCUUAAAUACUGUACAGUAUCUCAAAGAUGCAGAGUAGUAAUCUAAAGACCUGUGUAUCAAAAAAACAGUGGUAUUUAAAUUUAGAAUAGUUUUGUUUGCUUGUUUUUAAGGCACAUCAUGCGUAGGCAUAUGUCGAUACGAUAAAUAUCUCUGUAAUGAGAAUUAAACCACCGUGUCAUUGGUGUAAUGGCUGGUUUUCAUUAUCACUGUGAUGCUGGAGAGAGGGAAACACACUGAUGUCCUACAGAAGAUGUGAAAUCAUACAUCAGACUCGAGAUCAUGGAGAUAUCAUCAUAUGUUCACCUUAAUACAGGGUUUUGUUGAGCAAGCAGCACAUGGUUCUUCAUCACCACCCUGCUUUUUUUGUUUAUGCAGUUGCACAAAUUCAUAUUGAGGUGAAGCCCAGUGUAGCUGCAGCCUUCUGUUGUUGGCUCCGCUGUUACAGUCAGGGGGUUAAGUGCCUUGCUCAAGGGCGCCUCAUGUUGAAGAAGAUCAAAGUACUUCCCUUUCUAGAUUUUUCCCAACCAAUAGGCAUCUAAACCUUCUGGUUAAAAUCCACCUCUCUAACCUUCAGACUACUGCUGACCCCAUCAUGACCUCUGUGACUGUGGACAGCUGCUCUGUUUCUUCCUUUAGGAACCAUUUGAUAAUUAUUCCACUUAAACUGCGGCAGUGCUCUACUUUUUCAUCCCUGUACCUCUUUGUUUUUCCCUCUCUACUACCCCCAGCUUCUUUCUUUGCCUCUACAUGAUUACGUAAAAAGGGUGUAGCUGUGCUUGCUUCCGCAUUAAAGCCUGGACUUCUUGCACAUGACCAUAUUUGUAAAGAAAAAAUGGGUAAAACAAAUGCUUUUCAACGCUUCAAUGGAACUGUAUAAUCUUGAGUUACAUAAUUCAAUAGCAGUUGUGAUUAAGAUCACUGUUCUUGAAAGUGUUGACGUCUGUCACUCACUUUCACCCUAAACAUGAAUAAAACUUCCAACAUGGGUUCAUUUCA
This is a messenger RNA of Sebastes umbrosus (honeycomb rockfish), 4327 nucleotides long. RefSeq names its product calcium channel, voltage-dependent, gamma subunit 7b (gene cacng7b). Bases 317 to 1333 code for a protein of 338 amino acids. Gene Ontology annotation, biological process: positive regulation of synaptic transmission, glutamatergic; neurotransmitter receptor transport, postsynaptic endosome to lysosome; regulation of AMPA receptor activity. Lineage: Eukaryota; Metazoa; Chordata; Actinopteri; Perciformes; Sebastidae. Gene Ontology annotation, molecular function: voltage-gated calcium channel activity; channel regulator activity. The transcript has 6 exons. The record is from RefSeq and is a predicted model, not a curated record. Gene Ontology annotation, cellular component: postsynaptic density membrane; AMPA glutamate receptor complex.